AUGCUUCUAUCCGAAUUUCCUCAAGAGUUAAUCAGCAAUAUCCCACCCUUUCUUGCUCUAAAAGACAAAGGAUCUUGCUCUCUUGUAUGCAAAACAUGGCGCAUACCGUUUCAGGAGUCCAUGCACUCUGACUUGAUUAUUUGCAACAAAUACCAAUUACAAGAGCUGUGCAAAAUACCCAAGGAAAAUGAAACGCCAAAACAAGAUACUAGUCACCUUUUACGAUCCCUAACCUUGGGCAAAAACCUAUUCGUAUUCGACAAACUACUUUACACCCUACAAUUUAAAUUUCAGAAUAUCAAGUAUCUCUAUAUUGAAAAAUAUGGUCUGCCCCCCAUUUAUUUUGGAGUCACUGCCGAUUGGCACCUUUGGAAAUUAUUGAGGGAACUCAAUAUAGAUUUGGAUGACGAACGAAUACCAGCCGAGAACCCAUACCUUGAAAUUAUCUUGCGUUUACCUCUACUGCGACGUUUGAAGAUUGCUCGCAGUCCCACCCAUUCCAAACAGUUAACAUUCACUUUAAACGACCUUGAAACAAUCCAUACGCAUUUAUUACAUCUUAAUGAUCUGGAACUAAGCUCAGAUUUAUUACCUCUUUCUGAAACCGAUCUUAUCCGUUUAACCAAAGUAUUACCAGCCAAGAAGAUGACUGUAUUUGGUAAAUACACUAGAAGCACAGAUCACAGAUGGCUAUGUUAUUUCGUCCGCAAAUACCCUAAUAUACGUACCCUCAAUUUCUCAAUAUCCCACUACGAACCCGAACUCAAGAGACAAGAAGGCGACAUGGUAUCCUUUUUCACACAAAUACCCCAUCCGUUCCAGCACCUAAGAACCCUGAACAUUGGAAUCAACGAUUUCCAACGUAGAGAAUACUUACUUUUGUGGGACAUCAUUGCUACAUGCCAGAUAUCAUUAAAGAACAUAUCCAUUAUGUCAUGCAAACUAAACAAGGACUCGUACUUUUCAUACUCUUCCGAAGAGUUUGGAAGUUUGAACCUUGAUAUCAUGAAACUAUUCUGGCGACAGUUUUCAAAAACCCUAGAAAGUUUUUCCAUUGAUUACGAUUACAGAGAUGUGAUUCCUAUAGACAUAAUGGAAAUAGUUGGCACCACUUGUAACUUGGUUCAUCUAAAACUCGAUACCGCACUCGUUUCAUUCAAGCUUGACCUCUUCCUCGGCAAAACACCCAGCUUAAAAUCAUUAGACCUCGGCAAAUCUCACGUCGAGAUUGAUUCAAUUACGUUCAGCAAUCCAAAGAGACACGCACUACAAUCAUUAAAAAUAUUUCGAUCACAGAUUGUAUCGGAUGUGCUUCGUUAUCUAUCAUUCCACUGUAGAGAGCUUAAUGUGUUGGACCUCGUAAACACAAAAGUAUUUGGCUCGAUUUCUUCAACAACAGGAUGUAAUUUUAUCGACAUGACCUAUACCCGUUUCAAGUCGUUACUCAUCCAAAAUACAGAAUUUAUUAUAAAAGAGAAUGAAGUGUGUAAUGAAAAUAUCGAUAUUACGGUCAUCACUCAUCCGGUUAAUGACAUGCCUCCAAAAGACGACAAUGAACCUUCAAAUUCUCCGGUUUCUAUUGGGCUCCCGCAUAUCAAGGCACGCUAUCACUGGUUCUACAGAGAAAGAAGUUGUACUAUGAAAGCAUUCUCCAAAUCGCAAGGUUCAAGUGUUGGAAAGUUCUUUGCUGAAUUUGAGAGGAAGAAAGAGAACGCUCUAAAAACCAACUUUUACCUUGACCAAGUAAAUAAGAAAAAGGCCAAUUGGAAAAGGAAUUGUGUUUAUGGCUACACAAAGAUAAAAUGCGGUUAUGUAGCUGACUGUCAUAUUGAAGCCAAAUAAUCAUAAUAUCUAUUUGUAUAUAAUAAACUGUGUAUUUUAUUUCUGUC
Phycomyces blakesleeanus NRRL 1555(-) is the source of this 1889-nucleotide messenger RNA. RefSeq lists its product as hypothetical. The record is from RefSeq and is a predicted model, not a curated record. NCBI's taxonomy places the organism in Eukaryota, Fungi, Mucoromycota, Mucoromycetes, Mucorales, Phycomycetaceae. The transcript has a single exon. The coding region runs from base 1 to 1842 and encodes 613 amino acids. Gene Ontology annotation, molecular function: protein binding.